Messenger RNA from Anopheles arabiensis, 1233 nucleotides. RefSeq names its product ubiquitin-conjugating enzyme E2 H (gene UbcE2H). Gene Ontology annotation, molecular function: ubiquitin conjugating enzyme activity. Lineage: Eukaryota; Metazoa; Arthropoda; Insecta; Diptera; Culicidae. Bases 149 to 946 code for a protein of 265 amino acids. The transcript is spliced from 4 exons. Gene Ontology annotation, cellular component: nucleus. Gene Ontology annotation, biological process: protein polyubiquitination; ubiquitin-dependent protein catabolic process. The record is from RefSeq and is a predicted model, not a curated record.
GUUUUAUCAACCGGGCACGGAUGAACAAUAUAUGUGAUUACAAUUAAUUUGAUGGUAGUUUUGUGUAGAUAAGUCAUUUUCAUUGUUUGGCUAAUGCUUGUGGCAGGAAAUUACAGCCACUGACGCCUUACAUGUUGUGUUGGGAUUAAUGCCUGGCGACGUCGUUUGCAUUCAGCUUACAAUUCAGACAUAUUCAGUUUUAUUGCUUGUAACAUCAUUCUUCCAUACAAAAUGUAUGGCCUACCCGGGAAGGCGGUUAUAUGGUUACGUGGAGUUUUUGGUCGUACACAAGACUGUUAACCGUCAUGUGUACGACCGCCUACCCGGGGAUAUAUUAGCAUUCGUGCUAAAUAGAACAACGUUAUUGGAAAGCAAACAUUACCCUGCGUCACUCAACAUGUCUUCUCCAAGUGCAGGCAAACGCCGUAUGGACACAGAUGUCAUCAAAUUGAUAGAAAGUAAACACGAAGUCACUAUUCUUGGUGGUUUGAAUGAAUUUUGUGUAAAAUUUUUUGGUCCACGAGGCACGCCAUACGAAGGAGGCGUAUGGAAAGUACGUGUUCAUUUACCGGAACAUUACCCGUUUAAAUCACCAAGCAUCGGAUUUAUCAACAAAAUCUACCACCCAAAUAUUGACGAAGUAUCAGGAACAGUUUGUCUGGACGUUAUCAAUCAAGCUUGGACAGCAUUAUAUGAUUUGUCCAAUAUUUUUGAGUCGUUCUUACCCCAACUACUUACGUAUCCUAAUCCAGUAGACCCUCUGAACGGUGAUGCAGCUGCAAUGUACCUGCAUAAACCUGAAGAAUAUCGCAAGAAAGUAGCUGAUUAUGUCAGAAGAUACGCUACUGAAGAAGCUUUGCGGGAACAAGAUCCAACAGAAAGUUCUGAUAGUGAAAGCAGCAUGUCUGACUUCAGCGAAGACGAGGCACAGGAUAUGGAGUUAUAACGUCGGCUAUCAUUACACAGAGCUAGUAGAAGUGUUAGUAAUGUAAUUUUCCUUAAAAAUCAACUAUUAUUCAUGUUUUUGGAAUCUGUCACUUGUUAGCUAUGCGAGGUACAUUACAUAUUAGCAAGGUUAUUAUUUUCUCGAUCAUAAUAAUUUUUCUGUGAAGAUUAGAAAUAAAAUUUCAAAACUAUUCUUUCAUAGUAGCGUUCAUUAGUUCUUAAAUUUAGUUACGUGUGUGAAAAACUUAAUUAAAAAUAGUAAAAAGAGUAUAUUUCUAACCGGCUUUA